Cuscuta europaea is the source of this 2848-nucleotide messenger RNA. The record is from the annotation of a GenBank genome assembly. NCBI's taxonomy places the organism in Eukaryota, Viridiplantae, Streptophyta, Magnoliopsida, Solanales, Convolvulaceae.
UGGCAAUGGUAACUGCUCCUCGCCAUUUCAACAUGUAGUAGUAAACAAAACCCCACGCCACUCUCUCACUUUUUUUCUUUUUGACAGUCAAAUUUUCUUCACUUAUUCCUCCAUCCCCGCCGUUCAAUCAGCUCACUCUAAAUUCUGUAUAGUCUUCCUCUCUUUAGUCAAUCAAAUAAUAAUUAGCUCGUAUACGGAGCUCAUGAUACCGAUACGAUGUAAUUAUGGCUGUAUAAUACAUUUGAUGAGUAGAAACUGUCGUCUUCAAGAAAGUUGUCGUCGUUCUUCGUUCUGAUUGAUUCUGGAGAUCGGAAUGAAGAAACUUUAUCCGGGUUUCCCCGGUAUAGCUUCAAGAUCGGAGCUUUUUCUGCGUAUUCUUUUUCUUGCGGCCUUUGCUGCUAGGCCGGCUCUGUCCCAGGCCCCUGAUGACGCCGCUGUAAUGCAAGAGCUGAAGAAGGGUAUCGAGAUUCCGAAGGCGGCGGGUCUCCGGUGGGACGAUAAAGUCCCGUGCAAUUGGGCGCAGGUGGAGUGCGAAAAUGGUCGGGUCACGAAGAUCCAAAUUGGCAAAAAGGGUAUAACCGGGUCUCUCCCGGCCAAUCUCGGAAACCUCACCGCCUUGACGGUUUUCGAAGUGAUGGAGAACGGCCUGGUCGGAGCAGUGCCCAAUCUCGCCGGGUUGUCCUCGCUUCAGAGGCUCCUCCUCAACGGAAAUGGCUUCACUUCGAUUUCCCCCGAUUUAUUCGCCGGUAUGAAUUCUUUGGAAACUGUUACUCUAGACAACAACCCUUUCGCCACAUGGCAGUUCCCGGAGAGCUUGAAGGAUGCUUCAACUCUCAGGUUUUUUUCCGCCAUAAAUUGCACUAUUUCCGGUCCUCUUCCCGAGAUUUUCUCUAGCUUCCCCAGCCUAACGGAACUGCGUUUAUCCUUCAAUAGUAUAUCCGGGCAACUGCCUUCCAGCUUCUCUGGCUCACCCUUGCAAAACUUAUGGCUGAAUGGGCAAAGCGGUGAUUCUAGACUUAACGGCCCCCUCUCUGUUCUGCAAAACAUGACAGACCUUGUCCAAGUUUGGUUGCAUGGAAACUCUUUUACCGGCUCAAUCCCGGACUUAUCUGCCCUCAAUUCUUUGAAAGAGUUUAGUGUGAGAGACAAUCAUCUCUCCGGCCUAAUCCCGGAUUCGUUGACUAUGAUAGGUUCGCUCCAAGUUGUGAAUUUGACUAAUAAUAUGUUCCAAGGCCCAACUCCAGAAUUUGCAAAGACAGUUCAGGUUGAUGCAGCACCUGACACUAAUAGUUUCUGUACAGACAAGCCUGGUCAACAAUGUGAUUCUCAGGUCAACGUAUUGUUAGCCAUAGCCAAGGAUUUUGGAUACCCAUCCCAGUUCGCACAGGACUGGAAGGGUGAUCGUGUUUGUAUCCCCCCUUGGAGGGGCAUAAGCUGCGAUAAUGACCAGAUUUCGGUUGUGAAUUUUCAAAAAAUGAGACUCACAGGGACGAUUUCUCCCAGUUUUGCAAAUAUCACAACACUGCACACGUUGAUUUUGUCCAAUAAUAAUCUCACGGGAACCAUCCCAGAGCAGCUCACAAGGUUGACUGAACUUAGGUCAAUCGACGUUUCUAAUAAUCAUCUUUAUGGGAAGGUGCCUAAGUUUAACGAUAGUGUGAAAGUGACAACAGAUGGAAAUGUCAAUAUUGGGAAAGAUGCCCCUCUUGCUCCUCCUCCUCCUUCAACAACCCCACAUUCUCCUAGUGGUAGGCCUCCUUCUCGACCAAGUACAACACCUAGUUCUGCCCCCACCACAGAUGUUGGUGGUGAAAAGAAAUCAUCCACAGGCGUGGUUGUUGGUGGAGCAGUUGGUGCUGUCAUUGCUAUAGCCGCUUUAGCUGGGAUAAUUUUCUAUUGCUUCUGCCAAACGAAGAAGAAGCGGUCUGGGAAAGUGCAGAGCCCACACACAAUGGUCAUCCAUCCCCGCCAUUCUGGAGACGGUGAUGCGGUUAAAAUUACUAUUGCGGAUUCGGGCUUUAAUGGAGGAGGUGCAAGUGAGUCUUUUAGCUAUGGAAGUAGUGCACCUAGUGGCGAUGCACAUAUCAUUGAGUCGGGCAACCUGAUGAUCUCUAUCCAAGUUCUAAAGAGUGUUACUAAAAAUUUCGAUGAAAGUAAUAUUCUUGGGAGGGGUGGUUUCGGAACGGUUUAUGGGGGAGAAUUGCACGAUGGGACAAAAAUCGCUGUCAAGAGGAUGGCAUUGGGUGCAGUAGGUGAUACAGGUUUGGGUGAGUUUAAAUCCGAGAUUUCAGUCCUUACCAAAGUUCGACAUAGGCAUUUGGUUGCACUGCUUGGGUAUUGUUUGGAUGGGAAUGAGAAGCUUCUAGUUUAUGAGUACAUGCCUCAGGGGACACUUAGUCGGUUUCUGUUUGAUUGGAAGGAAGAAGGCUUGAAGCCGCUCGAGUGGAUGAAGAGGAUAACAAUUGCUUUGGAUGUGGCUAGGGGGGUUGAGUACUUGCAUGGUUUGGCACAACAAAGUUUCAUUCACAGAGAUCUUAAGCCGUCAAAUAUUCUUCUAGGGGAUGAUAUGCGGGCUAAAGUUGCUGAUUUUGGGCUUGUUCGCCUUGCGGAUGGGAAUGCUUCGAUCGUCACUAGAUUAGCCGGAACUUUCGGUUAUCUCGCACCGGAAUAUGCAGUUACGGGGAGAGUGACAACCAAGAUUGAUGUGUUCAGUUUUGGAGUCAUUCUUAUGGAGCUAAUUACGGGAAGGAAAGCGCUGGACGAAUCUCAGCCAGAAGAGAGCGUGCAUCUCGUCCCGUGGUUCCGCAGGAUGCAGCAGGACAAGGAGCAGUUCAAGAGCGCGAUCGAC